AUGGAGACGUUGGCAGCCGAUGAUGAUCAGUAUCGUCGCCUAACAGCAGAUGAGCAGGAUUUCUUGAACAUGUUUCACAAAAAAGCGCAGGAGUUUGAUGUGGCGCAUGAAACCAUGUCACGCUUGUUUCGGUACCUGGAUUUGGUGCUGCAUUCGUUGGGCGUGGCGUUGCCGAGCGCAGCGGCCCUGUGUGCCUCCGAUGUCCUGAAGUGGAGGUAUGGUGCUGCAAUUUUGUCGCUGUGUGGUACCAUGUGUUGGGUGGUAACAGCCAGGGCCCAAUGCGGCGUUCAACAGUACAGGCACAUGAUGCUUCAUCAAAAGUUUGCUGAGUUUGACCAUGACAUCAGAAUGAUCUUUGCCUUCGACAAGCUGAACCAACCAACAGACAGAGUUGUAGCAGUGGCAAAUAAAUAUGCCAGUGUUCUGUAUCAAUCGAGGGAUGCUAUACUCCCUCAUUGGAUGCAUCAGGAACUGAGCAAUUGCGCAAUCUUGACUGCGAAUCUGGGGCAGCAUGAACCCCGGCUGCCGUCAACAAAAACGCACCUGACACAGCAGCAGGUGGCAAAUCACAUUGAUCCGUGCGUGAGGCAGGCCGAGGUUGUGCUACUUAUCGAGGAAGAGCAAGCCAGGCUGAUACAAGAGCUGGAUGGAUUACAACAUGGACUUGCGCUCCGUGUCUUCUGCCUCUGGAAUGUCGGAGAUAGCCUUAAUUCUGCGGCAGCUGGCAGAGCGUGA
Messenger RNA from Symbiodinium sp. CCMP2592, 735 nucleotides. The record is from the annotation of a GenBank genome assembly. NCBI's taxonomy places the organism in Eukaryota, Dinophyceae, Suessiales, Symbiodiniaceae.